AGUGGCGGUUUGACUCCGAGAUUAACAAAGUAAGUACUGCUGACAAUAAACAGCAAACACAUAAAUAAUGGUGGAAGAAGAGAAUUAUGUGACAGUGAUAUUUCAGACAAAGGGAGAUCCAACAUACGUGACGCCAAAAGACACAGAAACAAUCUAUGAUGAGGUGAACACCGAGGAGAGGAAAUGGGAUGCAUCCUUUGUAAUAACAGAGAAUAAAGAGUUAGCUCCACCCUGUAGCCGGCUUGUGUUGGUUGUGACAGGUCUGGUGAUUAUUUGCCUCAUCUUGGUGUCAGUCAUCAUCGCCCUCAUCUUCCACUUUAACACAGUCAUGAGUGAGCAGCAAAGAGAAAUGGCCAACAUCACAGCACAGAACCUGCAGCUGAUGACACAGAAAACAUCCUCAGAGCGACGGACAGAGGAGCUGACCAGACAGAGAGACCAACUCAACUGGACCAUCGGAGUCAUCAUGGAAUAUCAGGAAUUUUCAGUGGAAAAACACUGCCCACAGAAAGUGUGUAAACCUUGCCUGGAUGGCUGGGUGCUGUUUCAAUCAAGCUGUUACUUUUUUUACCAACAUGAAUAUUCGUUUUAUUGGAGGACCUGGGAUGAAAGUCGUGAUCAAUGCAAAAUGUAUCAGGCGGCUCUGGUAGUGAUCGAAAGUCAGGAAGAACAGGAAUUUAUCAGCAACCACACUAAGGACUACCACACUGAUGAUAAGCACGGCUACUGGAUCGGUUUGAGAGCAGAGAGCCCAAAGGACACGUGGACGUGGGUAGAUGGAAGUAAUCUCACUGUGACGUACUGGAAAAUGCAACAAGCUGUGAACAGAAGAUAUUGUGCUUUAAGCCUACCAAAAGCGCCCCCUCUGGCCAACUGGGGCAAAGAGAGCUGUGACAUGAGAAACUGUUGGAUCUGUGAAAGACGAGCGUUAAUUAAAGCAGAUUAGGAAUCAGUCCCAGUAAUAGAAUUGUUAUUUAAUGUGACAGUAACUCCUUGUGUUUUUUGAAUUAAAGGCAAUGAGCUUUUUUUCUGUGUCAAACUGAUUUUGUAA
Molecule: messenger RNA, 1051 nt
Organism: Pelmatolapia mariae (spotted tilapia)
Lineage: Eukaryota; Metazoa; Chordata; Actinopteri; Cichliformes; Cichlidae
Product: CD209 antigen-like protein C
Exons: 7
Coding region: 68-946 (292 amino acids)
Source: RefSeq, a predicted model, not a curated record